AUGAGAUUUUCCUUCAGUACAGCAAAGAAGGUGUUUCCGUUAUCUGCUCUAUUUUGCCUAACGGUAACGAUGAGCAAUCUAUGCCUGAAAUAUGUUGAAGUGUCAUUUUAUCAGAUUUCGCGCUCUCUUGGCAUUCCCAUGAUUCCUUUUAUCAAUUAUAUCCUAUUCGGAGAGCACACAACCGUCCAGACCCUCCUCUCCUGCUUCACCAUCGUUUUUGGCUACAUUGCAGGAGUCGAAGGAGAAAUCAAUUUCUCUCUGAAGGGCACUCUGUUUGGCGUGGGUGCAAGUCUGGUCGGUGCGUUCUAUACCAUUUUCCUUCAACGUUACCUCAAAGAUGUGAUCAAGAACAGCUGGGAGCUCACCUUCUACAACAACCUCAAUAGUUGCGCGAUUCUCCCGCUUCUCUGCCUUGCGAUGGGAGAAGUGGAGGUUGUCUGGGCGCACCGGGCUGAGCUCUCGCUCUCCUUUUUUGUUUGGACAGCCUUUGCGGGCAUUGUCGGACUGUUUGUGGGUAUUGCGACCCAAAUGCAGAUUAAAUACACGAGUAGCCUGUCCCACAACAUUUCUGGAGUGAUGAAGAACUGCAUUCAGUCGUUCAUUGGAGCUGCAAUCUACCAAACACCACUCACACUGAAGGGUAUAUGUGGCGUGUUGCUGGUGGUGGGAGGCUCGUUUUCCUAUGCGUUUGAGAGGAUUCAGCUCAGUACUCUUCCAAAACAAGAAGAGCAAACGCGAUUAAUCCAGAGAGAUGUGGAGAAAGGCAGUACUUAUAGAAGUAAUAGUUGCUAA
Messenger RNA from Blastocystis hominis, 792 nucleotides. RefSeq lists its product as hypothetical. The record is from RefSeq and is a predicted model, not a curated record. The coding region runs from base 1 to 792 and encodes 263 amino acids. Lineage: Eukaryota; Bigyra; Opalinata; Blastocystidae. Gene Ontology annotation, cellular component: Golgi apparatus. Gene Ontology annotation, molecular function: antiporter activity. The transcript has 3 exons.